AUGAUUAGGUCCAAUCAGACUUCCCCAGUGAUGGGGUUCAUUCUCCUGGGACUCUCAGCACACCCAACACUAGAGAAAACCUUCUUUGUGCUCAUCCUGGUGAUGUACCUGGUGGUCCUCCUGGGCAAUGGAGUCCUGAUCAUUGUGACCAUCCUGGACUCCCACCUGCACACACCCAUGUACUUCUUCCUGGGGAACCUCUCCUUCCUGGACAUCUGCUACACCACAUCCUCAGUCCCCCUCAUCCUUGACAGCUUCCUCACUCCCAGGAAAACCAUCUCCUUCUCAGCCUGUGCUGUGCAGAUGUUUCUCUCCUUUGCCAUGGGCGCCACAGAGUGUGUGCUUCUGAGUAUGAUGGCAUUUGAUCGAUACGUGGCCAUCUGCAACCCCCUUAGGUAUUCUGAGAUCAUGAGAAACGAUGUCUAUAUGCCUAUGGCUACUGGCUCUUGGAUAGCUGGAAGUAUCACCGCUAUGGUGCAGACAUCCCUAGCAAUGCGACUGCCUUUCUGUGGGGACAAUGUCAUCAAUCAUUUCACCUGUGAGAUCUUGGCUGUCUUGAAGUUGGCCUGUGCUGACAUCUCCAUUAAUGUGAUCAGUAUGGGAGUAGCCAAUGUGAUCUUCUUAGGAAUUCCUGUGCUGUUCAUUUUUUUCUCCUAUGUAUUCAUCAUUGCUACCAUUUUAAGGAUCCCCUCAGCAGAAGGGAGGAAAAAGGCCUUCUCUACCUGCUCUGCCCACCUUACAGUUGUGGUUGUCUUCUAUGGGACCAUCCUAUUUAUGUAUGCAAAGCCCAAGUCCAAGGAUCCACUGGGGGCAGACAAAGAGGACCUCUCAGACAAGCUCAUCUCCCUCUUCUAUGGCGUGGUGACCCCCAUGCUCAACCCCAUCAUCUACAGCCUGAGGAACAAGGACGUGAAGGGUGCUGUGAGGAAUCUGGUAUUUCAGAAAUGCCUUGCUCAUUGA
Elephantulus edwardii (Cape elephant shrew) is the source of this 960-nucleotide messenger RNA. RefSeq names its product putative olfactory receptor ENSP00000348552-like. NCBI's taxonomy places the organism in Eukaryota, Metazoa, Chordata, Mammalia, Macroscelidea, Macroscelididae. Bases 1 to 960 code for a protein of 319 amino acids. Gene Ontology annotation, biological process: G protein-coupled receptor signaling pathway. Gene Ontology annotation, cellular component: membrane. The record is from RefSeq and is a predicted model, not a curated record. The transcript has a single exon. Gene Ontology annotation, molecular function: olfactory receptor activity; G protein-coupled receptor activity.